Punica granatum (pomegranate) is the source of this 675-nucleotide messenger RNA. NCBI's taxonomy places the organism in Eukaryota, Viridiplantae, Streptophyta, Magnoliopsida, Myrtales, Lythraceae. The record is from RefSeq and is a predicted model, not a curated record.
AUGCUAUUCUACCUCACAACUCUGAAUCUUGCAAGAUUCUUGAUUGAAAAUGCUCCAACCCUAUCUGUGGGGGAGUCAGAUGUGCAGGCUCUCAGUGUAGUUGACGCUUGGAAGCACUCUGAUUAUCUUUGCCGGAAUUAUAUCAUGAAUAGUCUUCCUGAUUCCCUGUAUAGUGUUUAUCAGGGGUUUAAGACAGCAAAGGAACUAUGGGAAUCCUUGGACCUGCUCUUGCAUGAGAUUCAGGCUGAGGGGAUGGCUCUAAGUGAAUCCUUCCAAGUGGCUAUUGUCAUUGAGAAGCUGCCUCCUGGUUGGAGGGAUUUCAAGAAUUAUCUAAAGCAUAAGCGGAAGGAGAUGACAAUGGAAGAUCUUGUUGUCAAGCUUCGAAUUGAAGAAAACAAUAAAAACUUCGGAAAGGAUCUCAUCCUCCCUGCUGCUGCUAAGGUAAAUGUUAUGGAGCAAGGGCAAAGCUCCAAGAAUAAAAAAGGCAAGAAGAAGCUGCGUACGAAUGGAGGAGUCUUCAAGCCCAAGUUUCAGGGGAAAUGCUUCAACUGUGACAAGAAAGGCCACAGAUCUGCUGACUGCAGGCUCCUAGAGUGGAAAAAGGACCAUGAAGCAAACAUGGUUAAUGAGAUGACUCGAGAUAUGUCUCAAACAGAGACAUGUUCACUAUGCUAG